AGAGUGUAAAUAAUCAUGGUGAUGGCAGCUUUCUAAAAUUUCCUAAUGCCCAUGAAGUGAAAAGUAUUUUAGAAUGAAAAAAAGAAAAAUAAAAGUAAGGCAUGGCAGAAGUUGGUUUUGAAUGGAAGAGGCGUGGCAAUGUAGUCACCACGGGAGUGCCAGAUGAAACAAAGAAAAGAAGUGGAUGGAUGAAGUACCUCCUGGAUAGGCCACCCUCCUCUAUAUCUGAAUACUUGACGGUUCCAUCCCUCCCCUGGCUAGCUAUGCGGAUGACGUAUAAUGCUGGGGAUCCACUGUCUGCUGAUGAUCAUUCCUUUAUACUUGACAAUAUAAACAAGGAUGUGAAUUUCCCAGAAAGCAGGUGCUUGUAUGUGGUCACAACCGAUGGUUUCAAAGAAGAUUUUUCCUACCGAAAGUGUCUGGACAACUUUGUCAAGGGAAAGUAUCCUGAUCUUGCUGAAGAAUUCAUUGCAAAAUAUUUCAGAAAACCACGCUCUGGAGGGAACCGGGAUCAAAAUUCUGUGCCUCCCCAAACUCCUCAGGAUGAAAAUCAGCAGUAGUUCAGCCAUCGUCUCCUAGAAGUUUCCAUGCUCAAGUUAUGUAAAUUCCUGGCAUCUGCUAUUUUUCAUUUUUGUAUAUAUAGAGCUGAUAUUCUUUCAUUUAUCUCCAACAAAAUGAUGCUCAGCACAUUCCUGAUGAACCACUCUUUUUUCAAUAAACAUGAGUGGUUCAU
This is a messenger RNA of Rubroshorea leprosula, 733 nucleotides long. Lineage: Eukaryota; Viridiplantae; Streptophyta; Magnoliopsida; Malvales; Dipterocarpaceae. The record is from the annotation of a GenBank genome assembly.